UUUGCUGCUGUUGACGGAACACAGGAGGAGUGAGAGCGCAGAAGCCAGGGAGCACACAGACGGGAAGGUUGGACGCCAGAUUCUCCUCAGCCAAACAGGAUGUCUAUGAGGAUGGAAAUGGAUAUCAGUGGAGUGUCAAGGGCACAUGUCUCCAUUCUUCCUGCAGCUGAAAUCAAAGCCACAUUGAAACCAGAAGCAGAGAGACCUCGCUGUGCCAGUACCCCGUGUUCCCCCAUUAGAGGGACUGUUGCAGGAUACCAGAUCCUCCACAUGGACUCAAACUUCCUGGUGGGCUUCACCACUGGUGAAGAGCUGCUCAAGCUGGCCCACAAGUGGUCAGAAGGCACUCCGGAGAAGAGUUCUGUAUCAGAAGCCAUGUCUAGCUCUAUCCAGAGCUCGGUCCCCAGGUCUGUGGAUUUAGGCAUCCAGCGCUCUUCACGGAUCUGCAAAAGCAAAAGUCGCUACUACCAACCCUACGACAUUCCUGCAGCCAAUGGCCGGAGACGGAGGCGCAUGCCCAGCUCCAGUGACACCUUCCUCAGGUCCCUGGGCCACGGGGAGCCUGGGAGGGGUCUGCAUGCUCCACUACCCCUCUGUCUGCUUAAAGGGAAGAGGGCCCAGUCCAAGUCUCUGGACUACCUUAAUCUGGACAAAAUAAGCAUCAAAGAGUCGUCAGACACUGAGGUGUUACAGUACCAGCUGCAGCAUCUCACCCUGCGGGGGGAGCGCAUGUUCACCAGAAACAAGACAUGAAAGCAUGAUGGGAGGCCCUUUUUAGGCGUCUUUCCCUUUAGUGGAUUUAGGUGCUAUUUCCAGCGUGGUUUCUUUCUACUCAGAUUACACUCUGUUCUUUUAGAAGGCAGUCUGAUAAUCUUGUUACCUUAUUAACUGGGGGUUAACCUUGUACUGUACACAUAACAUGAAAGAAAAUUCUGAAAUCAAUCCUCACAUUAUAAUGAGGUUGUUGAGGUGAAAAAUGUGAAUUAUAUAAACUUAGCAAUAACUGGGGAACCUAUUUAUUGACAGUGUUGUGUAUUUGUACUGUCAGAGACGCACUGAUAUAUCAGUUUACGGCUGAUGAAAGCACAUACCCCAUACUGUAUGAGCUUUAACAUGCACCAUUGCUAUCAGUCCAAUAAUAGUUUUACUGCUUAUCUGUGAGGAGUUGUUGGUAAAAGUUAUGUGAUUUUUCUUUUUCAGGUUAUGGCAGUGCAUACAAUAAUUUUGAAUAUGUUGCUUAUUUGUUGAUUUAUUGAUGACAUUCAAUAUCGGUGUGCUUUUAAACCUCUUAUUUCCCAGAAGAUGGGCAUGUGUAAAAAUACAACAACUUAGUGAUACUCAAGCAUCUGUUUAGGAAUAGAUAGUGAAGUCCAUCUUUUGUAUACAAUACUCAUGACAUAUGUACACUUUACAUAGGUAUUGUUCAUUGUAAUCAUUCCCUCUGUCCAUACUUGCUAAAACCAUUCCCCUUUUUUUAAAUAUAUAUCAAAGUUUUUUUUUUCUGGCAUUGCAUGCAACAAACCUUUCACGGCAGAACAACCAAGGACCUUUAAUGACUUAAUCAGUUCCUUGGACCUGUUGCCACUAGAAACCCCCAAAACAUCCCGUCCUAAUGUGACUAUAUUGUAAAAGGUGAGAGAGAGAAUCAGUUUUCCAAUUUGUCACUUUAGCUUCAGCACUGUUGAUUGUGCUCUCUUGUAGUUGCACGAGGAGAAUCACUUCACCACCAGUACAGGCAGGACAAUACCUCUUUGGGUGUACAUAUGAUGCCAUAUGUGUAUUGUUUUAAGAUAUGACUUAACUUGAAAACACCCUCACUAUCAAACCAACCUGGUCUCACAGGAAUCCAUGCAAUAGCCACGGAUUUCGC
This is a messenger RNA of Centropristis striata (black sea bass), 1870 nucleotides long. RefSeq names its product macrophage immunometabolism regulator (gene macir). The transcript is spliced from 2 exons. The record is from RefSeq and is a predicted model, not a curated record. Gene Ontology annotation, biological process: negative regulation of fibroblast migration; negative regulation of cytokine production involved in inflammatory response. Bases 100 to 753 code for a protein of 217 amino acids. NCBI's taxonomy places the organism in Eukaryota, Metazoa, Chordata, Actinopteri, Perciformes, Serranidae.